Closterium sp. NIES-65 is the source of this 558-nucleotide messenger RNA. NCBI's taxonomy places the organism in Eukaryota, Viridiplantae, Streptophyta, Zygnematophyceae, Desmidiales, Closteriaceae. The record is from the annotation of a GenBank genome assembly.
AUGCGCUUUAAGAGUUCUCACAGCACACCAGUGCGCACCACGGGUGACCAUGCUCGUCCCCCCCACCACCCACCCUGCCAGGUGGCGGCUGUGCUGUCGGACCACCGGGGCGACGUGGCGGCGUUCACUAGGCGGGUGCAGGCGCUGCAGGGGCUGCUGGAGGGCGUGCAGGCACAGCAGAGCGGUUGGAGCAUUGGGAACGGCGACCUGUGCGCGUUGGUGCGCGGGGAGGUGGCCUCGCAUGUGCUGCUGCGAUACUCCGACUUCCUCGACUGCCACAGGGCUCUCUCCGUGUUGAGGGCUCUCUCCGUGUUGAGGGCUCUCUCCGUGUUGAGGGCUCUCUCCGUGUCGAGGUGUGCUCCAGGGCUCUCUCCGUGUCGAGGUGCGCUCCAGGGCUCUCUCCGUGUCGAGGGCUCUCUCCGUGUUGAGGUGCGCUCCAUGGCUCUCUCCGUGUUGAGGUCUAUCAUGGAGAGCCGAGCGUGCAAGGUGCGAGUGCUGACACGGCAGGAGAUGCACGCAUGGCUGACAGAAAUAAUUGACAUGAAGAAGCACGCAUGA